Messenger RNA from Clupea harengus (Atlantic herring), 8028 nucleotides. RefSeq names its product FA complementation group M (gene fancm). Lineage: Eukaryota; Metazoa; Chordata; Actinopteri; Clupeiformes; Clupeidae. Gene Ontology annotation, biological process: interstrand cross-link repair; double-strand break repair via synthesis-dependent strand annealing. Gene Ontology annotation, molecular function: nuclease activity; four-way junction helicase activity; ATP binding. The record is from RefSeq and is a predicted model, not a curated record.
GAGCUCCUAGAUAUGCUCCUCCGAUGCAGUCGUGAACCUUUAGAUGCGCAGUUGUGAGCUAUCCGACGUUAUCGAACAUGCUCUGGUGACGUACUCUUGCGCUGUCAACUUUGACCUGUGAUGCAGGCUGCAGCGGCACAUUUGACAAUAGGAAAGAUUUCAUAUUUCUUUUUGUAAAAGUGUAGGACUUUAAAUAACUCCAUUGCGUUCACCUUUUCAUCUUUACACGAAUGGAAAUCACCGCAUUUUGCAGUUUGAGGUCGGCGUUAGUGUGUUCUGAAUUCGUUUCCAACAACAACAGUUUUGAGAAGGAAAUUUGUCAGCAAGCUAGCCAAUGCUAGCACUCGGUAACUGUUUUGUAACACUUACGGGUGUCUCCUAGGGUAGUUAGCUAGCCAGAAAACUGCGCAUCAAUGGGGUAGCAUGUAAGGCAUGUUGUCUGCUAGCUGCCUGCCACGACCACGCUUUGGAGAAAGCUUACAACUAAAGAUUAAAGAUAUUAGGAUACAAUCCACACUAACGUUACGUUACUAUCCGCAAGCUGUCGGUGUAUGUUAAAUAGCUUGUCACGUCUGGAAAGAGACUAAGAUGUCAUCUGACAGUGGGUUUUUGUGGCAUAUAUAGUAAGCAGUUAAAAUGAGUGGUGCAAAUCAAAAAACGUUAUUUCAGACAUGGGGUGCCACUGUACCGCACAAAGUCGUCACAAAUGAGGUCGGGAAGAAGAACCCCGGACGGCGAAAGGUAAAUCAAAACAAAAUUUCGCAGAGGGUUACGAAACAGGAAAACGACAGUUCUCUUCCUCCACGCAAGUCACUCUGGGGUGAAAUUGGUCAAGGUUCCACUUCCAGUGUCACAUCAAAUGUGGCAGAGGAGGAAGACGAUGAUGACUUGAUGUUAGUGGCUGUGUAUGAGGCUGAAAAGUCUCUUGAAAAUGUUGAUGGCCAGCAUGACACCCAGACAUGCGACACACGGAUUUCUCCGAAUGCAGUAUCUUCGGACUUACCUGGCUUUGACAUCUCCUCUGCUAAAGUAUGGAUUUAUCCCACCAACUACCCGAUCAGAGACUACCAACUUAAAAUAUCCGAGGUGGCACUUCUUCAAAACACACUGGUCUGUCUGCCAACUGGUCUGGGGAAGACAUUUAUAGCCUCGGUGGUGAUGUACAAUUUCUACCGCUGGUACCCAUAUGGAAAAAUAGUUUUCAUGGCUCCCACCAAACCCCUUGUGGCUCAGCAAAUUGAAGCCUGCUACAAGGUCAUGGGCAUCCCUCAGGAACACAUGGCAGAACUGACAGGUAGCACACCUGCACACCAGAGACAGGAGCUGUGGAGAUCGAAGAGGAUUUUCUUUCUGACACCGCAGGUGAUGGUGAAUGACCUGUCGAGGAACACCUGCCCUGCAACCCAGGUGAAGUGUGUGGUGAUCGACGAAGCCCACAAAGCCUCAGGAAACCAUGCCUACUGCCAGGUUGUCAGGGAGUUGGGGAACCAGACACGUCAGUUCCGUGUGCUGGCUCUUAGUGCAACCCCUGGAGGAGACAUGAAGGCAGUUCAGCAGGUCAUCUCCAACCUGCUCAUCUCCCACAUUGAGCUGCGAUCAGAGGAGAGUCCAGAUAUCCAGGCCCAUUCUCACCAGCGCAGCCUGGAGAAGGUGGUUGUCCCGCUGGGGGAGUCCUUAUCUGGAUACCAGAAACGCUAUCUACAGGUCCUUGAGAGGUUCACGGCACGUCUGACCCAGUUGCGGCUGCUGUCUCAUCGUGACCUCCGCUCGCUCACCAAGUACCAGCUCAUCCUAGCCCGCCAGCAGUUCCGCAGCAACCCGCCACCACAGGUGCAGGGGGCCCAGCAGGGUGCAUUAGAAGGGGACUUUGCUUUGUGCAUCAGCCUGUAUCACGGCUAUGAGCUGCUUAUGCAGAUGGGCCUGCGAUCUCUCUUCCUCUUCACGCAAGGCAUCAUGGGAGGAGCUAAAGAGACAUCUCGAGCCAGAAAUGAGCUUCAGAGGAAUAUGGACUUCAUGGACCUGUACAAGGAGAUGGAGGCCAUGUUUGUCAGGCCUACUGCAGGGCCCGAGGAGCCGUUGUUCUACAGCCAUCCUAAACUACAGAAACUAGAUGAGGUGGUGCUGCAGCACUUUCAGGCAUGGUCAGAAACCUCGGGCUCUGGGGCGGCAGGGCAGGAGUCGAGCACACGAGUGAUGAUCUUCUCCUCCUUCAGAGAGAGCGUGCAGGAGAUCGCCACCCUGCUGAAUCGCCACCAGCCCCUCGUCAACGUCAUGACCUUCAUGGGCCAGGCCUCUGCCGGCAAAGGGGUGCGAGGGUUCACCCAGAAAGAGCAGUUAGAGGUUGUGCGGAGGUUUAAAGAAGGUGGCUUCAACACGCUGGUGUCCACGUGUGUGGGUGAGGAGGGAUUGGACAUCGGCGAGGUGGACCUGAUCGUGUGCUUUGACGCGCAGAAGAGCCCCAUCCGCCUGGUCCAGCGCAUGGGCCGCACAGGCCGCCGCAGGAAGGGGCGCAUCGUUGUCAUCCUGGCCGAGGGCCGCGAGGAGAGGACAUACAAUCAGAGCCAGAGUAACCGGCGCAGUGUGAACCGGAACAUUCUGCAGAACAAUAGCAGCUUCCACAUGUUCCCCAACUGCCCACGCAUGCUGCCAGAGGGCCUGACCCCCACCAUUCACAAGAUGCACAUCACCUGUGGCCAGUUUGAAGCCAGAGACACCAGCCGGCGUUCCAGUAAGGGCCGGAAGUCGAUCGCAGAGGGGCGAGAGUCCCUUGUGCAUCCCAGCACUUUCGUGAGAUUUCCUGAGGAGAACCAGAGAAGAGACGGCUUCCUGAGUCCAGCCGAGUUCUCUCUCUGGUCCUCCACCAUGCAGCUGAGAGAGGACGAGCCCCAGCCCACGCUGCCUCAGUCCCACUUCCUGUCUCUGUCCGCAGAUGCCCCUCCACAGGGCGAGGCUGUAGACGGACCUAAGCAAGAGCUUUCUCUCUGGGAGUGGAGGCACUGGCAGAACCGGCCUCAGUACACACACAGGGUGGGCCACUCUGAGCGCUGCCUCCAUUUUACUGCCAUCACAGACUUGAUCGACAGCCUGAAACAGGAGGAGGGUGAGUGUAGUUAUGAGGCAGAGUUGAUGCCGUAUCUCCACAAAGAGGACGUUGCUGGCUUCCAGGACGAUAACCGCUGGGAAAAGCACACCAGAAGACAAAAGGAGACCAAACUGUGCCCCUCAAAAUCAAGAAAAAACACUAAAUCCUACCAUGCCUCAAUUUUUUCAGAGGAGUUAGAUGAUGACAUUGUGGACAAGAAAAAAACCAAGGUGGCACUUGAGAGUCCCUGGACCAUAAUCAAGGAUAAAGUUCCCCCUGAGACAGUUCCUGAUUCCAGACAUGUCAAUAGAGGCUUUGAGAACCAGAGUCAGCGUUCCACCGUCAGUGUCGACCCACUGAUGAAUAUGGAUUUUGACUGCAUCUUGCACAGCGACGAAGAUGGAAGCCCAACAAAAAAGCCAUUAGAGACAGAGUUUAAGAUGAGUAUUGGUGCCCUGGAUGGCACAGAGGAGGAGCAGCCAAGAACUCAAUCAAUCUCUAGGCCUCAUUGUGAUAAACUGGCAGAAGAGCAGAACUCAGAAUUUGAGGAACUGUUUUAUUUACCAAAGGAAUGCAAGAACUCUAGACUCAAGCCCUUUAGAGAAUCCUCACCAAGCUUGAUAUCGAUUCUAGAAAAUGUCAAACAGCUUCUUUCCAAAUCCCCACCCCUUAUUGUUGAUCUGGAGUUAUCUCAGACUGAUACCUCUUCCAAUCAUGAAACAACCAGAGAAUCAAAGGAGGUCCAACCAGAUCUGCUACAUGAAGAUGACCCAUUCCAGAUCAAUUUCUGUUUAGAGGAAAAUGAUGAUGAUGACGACGAAGAUGAAUGGUUGGAAGGAGAUUCUGUAAAAAAUGUAGGUAAAGAAAUGUCUGCAGGUUUUCCCAACUUUAAUGAAAGCUCCCAUAUAACACAUGUACCAAUGAAGGCUACUGAAGGCUUGCGUGAAAUGACAAACAGCCCAACCUGGGAUGAGGUCUUCGAGGACAUCAACAUGGUGCCCGAAGUUGAAGAUGACAUUAAACCUGCCCAGGCCCUGGAACAGGCAGGCCUGAGAGGCCCACUUCAGCACAGCAUCCUGAAUGAGAGUGUUGACCUAUUUGGCGACGAUGAAGCUUUUCUUCAAGUCACCUUGCCAGACAUACAGACCCCUGUUAAGAACUUCUCCAACCAUACAGGCAGUGAAUUGGUGGAGGUCAGAGACGAGACGGAACCUGAUAAAAGCGCUGCAGAGACAGUUUUCAAGGCCCCAGCAGAUUCAUCACGAAUGUCCAACACCACAUCACCUAGCGCCCAGCAGAAACCUGGCCAGAACUCGGAGCAUUUUGACCUCUCACAGGACUUCUUCUCUGUGAACUUUGAUCUUGGAUAUUGUCUUGAGGAUGAAGAUGAGGAGGAGGAUGAAGUCAGGGACGACCUGCAGUCCGCUCCAGCUCUUCCCUCCAAGCCUGAGCAUAAGCAGGCAGAAAACGCAUCACACAAACCUGGUCACACCAUCAGCGCCUCCACCCCCAGUAGUCGUCUCAAGCAGGCAGGCGAGACAUCAGCUCUAAGCGCCAAAGAAAACUCUCUCCUCUCACCCAGUCUCACUCUACAACAGAGAUUAGCCAUCAGAUCUAAGACCUCCACACCAUCUCGUGUCACACCAGUAUCACGAGACGGACAACCAGAGGCUGUGGCUACAAACUGGAGCCUCGACACCCCUCAAAGAGAGAGCCGGUGGAUAACUACCAGGAAGUCUUUGCUCCAAAAAGCAACACUCUCGGUAGAUCAUUCGGUCCACUUCCCUAAACCAGAGCACCCUGCCAGUGACAGUGAGGACGAUGUCGUCGUACGGAAGUGCAGGCGACAGGGCCAACUGAAUCCUCUCUCUUCCCCAGAACAGUCAAGGGUCUUAAGCGAUGUGGACUCGCCUGUGCAAGUAACCAGAAAGCGUGUUGCUGCCCCUCGCAAUCUCAUGUCGGAGGAGAGUGAUGUGGAGGCUUUGUCUGAUAAUGACUUCAAGGACUCGUCCUUCAGACAGCCCAGAGCCCAACCUCCCCGCAAACAAUUCAAACAAACGCACACAUCAAAGGGGACAGUGCGCAGAAAGGGGUGUCAGUUCCUGGAUCAGGAGGCGGCGCUGUCAGAGGAAGACGGGCCUGUUUCUUCCGAUGAAGAAGAUGACGAAGAGCAGAACCGGACGCUGGAGGGCUUUGUGGUGGACAACAGCCAUCUCUCUCAGGGUCUCAACGAAUCAGAGAUGCAGGGUUUUUACCUGAAGUCGGUGAGGAGCCCUGCUCUUCCUGGGAAAUUCAAAAUGGUGUACAAGCCCACCAACAACAACAUGGACAUCUUCUCACAGAUGCCUGAGCAGGACGAGACGUACGGGGAGGACAGCUUCGUGGUGUACGGCAGCGACGUGGAGGAGCUGGGGAGCAGCGAGAAAGACGAGGAGGAGGACGAGUUGGUGAAGCUGAUUGGCGAAGACUCCUACGUGGACGGGAGGAGGAACUAUGCGACCCGGCGCAAGGCUCAGCUCAGGCAGGCCAGGGGCAGAGAACCGAGCCCUGAGCCUGCCGGGAAAACCAAACGCUCCCGGAUUGUGCGCAUGGAAGACUCCAGCGAUGAGGAGCAGGAGGAGAAGAGUGGGAAAACAAUGGAAGCCCCGAAGCGAGCAGCCCAAGCCUGCCUUGAAGCAGCCAGAGAGAAGCAGCAGCCGGUCUUUAAGGCUCCGCUGCUUCCCCCACAGUCCUCUGCUGCUGCUGUGGGUGCCUCUCAUGGGUGCAGGCCUCCGCCCAACCCGCUAGAGGAGAGGAACCGCCAGAGGCUUCAGAACCAGGCCCGGCUGUCAGAGGAACUGGACUUUGAGGCAACGCCCUCCACCCCCUCCCUACGUGACAAGUCACAAGCUAGCAGCUCCAACCUGUCUGUGGAUCACGGCACCGGCCCAUCCCCUGGCCCGUCUCCCUUGGCAACGGGUCCGGUGUGUGUUCUGGUGGACAGCCGCUGCAUCUCCAGCGGGCCGGAGGUGAUCUCAGCGAUGCGUCUGCGGCACGGCGUGACGGCGCAGGUCUGCUCGCUAGACGGCUGCGACUUCAUCGUCAGCAACCGCAUGGCGGUGGAGCGGCAGACGCAGGCGGAGGUGGCGGCGGCACAGAACCGCAAGCGGCUGCUGGAGAGGAUGCACAGCCUGCAGGGCCUGUUCGAGAGGGUCUGCCUCAUACUGGAGGCUGACCGAACCCGCCCAGGAGAGGCGUCUCGACCCUUCCAGCGCACCCGUUACUAUGACAGCACGCUGGGGGGGUUGGUGCGGGCGGGGAUCAGGCUGCUGGCCAGCGGGGGGGCCGAGGACACCGCUGCCCUAUUGGCCGAGCUGGCACGGGUGGAGCAGAGGAAAGGCCAGGCCAUCGGCGUGCCCCUGGAGGUCAAAGGUCACCAGCAGCAGGCGCUGCAGUUCUACCUCACGCUGCCGUGUGUCAGCUACGUCAACGCCCUCAACAUGUGCCACAACUUCCGCUCCGUCGCCCAGCUUGUUGACAGUUCUCUCUCAGCUCUGCAGAAAGGUGCACAUGUGAGUCGCUCCAGGGCAGAGGAGAUCUACCGCUGCCUGCGCUACUCCAGUGACGUCUCCCUGAUGGCCACUCGCUAAGACCCGCACCCCAGCACUGUGUGUGUGUGUGUGUGUGUGUGUGUGUGUAUAUAUGUGUGUGUCCACAGCCAGGUCUUAGGCGCAACACUGACUAUGUACGCCUCAAUAAGUGGCGAGAGCGCCCUCCUCAGGAAACACACUAAACAUCCUCAAACCAAGGUGUCUAUUAAGGCCCACAGUGCUUACCCAGAGCUCAGGCUGAUGCACACUUUACAUGCCCUUAAACUCAGGUGCUGCGUGAUGCUUGCUUUGAGUCCCCCCACCAGGCCAGACUUGACCAUCACUUACAAGUGCCUCCACACUGAGAUGCUGCUGAACUCCUCAUUCUUGUGCAAUGAGGUGAUGCUCAGGUCUAAGUGUUUACGUCACCGUAUCAAAGUGGGACUUGGCACAGUGUGGGCUCCCUCCUCAGGUCAGACUGUGUGUACCUUCUCUCUCUCUGUGUGUGUGUGUGUGUGUGUGUGUGUGCCCUCAAACACAUGUGCGGUUCAAUGCUCACCUGGUGCCCACACCAACCUCAGGCCAGGCUCUGUGCUUACUGACUGGACCCUAGGACUGAGGUAGGACUCCAAGCAUCGACAUCUGAGCACCUCUGGUGAUUGACAUCAGAUUGUGAGCCAUUGCUAAAUGAGUAUGCCUCCAGUAACCUCCAUCAUGACACACCAGUCCAAAAUUGAAAGCACUCUAGCGCUCAGUUUCAGAGCCAGUACUCUAAUCCAGCGUUGGACACCAGAUAUUUGGAGAGUUAGGCACAUCCUGUGGCAACAGUUGUCUAUUCCGGUGCAUUCCAGCAGUAUCAUCGUCACUCUACAUUUUUUUGGCUGGUCUCUGUGUUUGAAGACAUAAACUGAUUGUGAGGAACACAUUGUUUGGAACCAAAACAAACUGUACAUUCUCCGGGGGACUUUUGGGCAGUCAGCAUAGCCUCUUUCAAUAACUCAAAUACUUUUCUCCAUCUGGAAUGCAAGCCUGGCCUUAUUCCCAGAGAGAAAGGAGAGGUUGUUCAUAUGACUCAUAUCUGAUUGGGCCUUAAAGGCCUUCAUCAUAUGCACUUUAUGGUAUGUGAUUUACCAGUGGCUUUAUUUUGUGAAGUUUGUUUACUUGACAUGAUGGGAGUAAUGUUACAUAAUGACUAAGCUGUGUACAACUGAGUGACAGUGGAAAUAAUAUGGUUUCAGUGAGUUUUGCUUUUAUAAAGCCAUUAAUGAUUUCCCUCAUGGAGUCAGUGGACUCUGUCUGGGUUGUUAAAAGUAAGUUAUUUUUCUAGUCAUGUACAUGCAAUUUACACUAAAUAAAUAAACAUCCUUUAUAUAAUUA